This is a messenger RNA of Opisthocomus hoazin, 903 nucleotides long. The record is from RefSeq and is a predicted model, not a curated record. NCBI's taxonomy places the organism in Eukaryota, Metazoa, Chordata, Aves, Opisthocomiformes, Opisthocomidae.
AUGGCGUUUCCCGACAGAACUGCGCUCAGCAGGGACUUCGGACCGCCAGCGGCCAGCUUCCCCCCAGAAGCACGCUGCAGGCUCAGACCCUCCUGCACCCUGGCUGGGGUCUGUCUGGGGGCUGUCUGCAGUAGCACAACUGUGCCAAGUCUCGGGUCCGUGCUAAAUCGAGGAUACUUGAAUCUGCUCUGCUGGGAGCCUGGGCAAAAGGAACACCCUGAGACACUGUUUAUGGAUCAGGGCUGGCUGCAGCAAGCACAAGCACAGGUGAACCAGCUUGCCAUCCUAGCUGCAGUGCUGCUGGUGACCAGCAGCACCUGUGGAAGCACCUUAGGUGGCUCACCUGGGUUUGUAGCGAGGCUGAAGUGGGUAACAAAGGUCCUCUUGGAAGGGCUGUCUUGUACCUGGUAUGAAGAAGCUUUAGAAAACAUCAGUGACCAAGCGCUCCAGGAAGUCAGCAGGGCUCUCUCACAGCGGGGUUAUGCUGCUUUGACCACCGACAGACAGGCUUCCCUGAAAGGCCAGGUAAAAAGCAGCAUGGACAAGGACAACGCAGUCCGGCAUGUCAUCGCUGAGUCUCUGAAGCAGCAGAUUCAUUCCUUCCUCCGCCUUUUCAUUUCUCCCGAUGGACAGAAUUCUCAGAAAGACUUCCCAAAGGGCCUUGAUGCCAUUCAGGAAGAGCAGCUGGAAGCUGGGCGCAGCUUCGGAAGCGUGAUCCACCACAACAGGCAGGUGUUUGGACCUUACUACUCGGGAGUUCGCAAGAAAGCGCUUCUCCCAGGCGCAGAACCAGACUCAGACGCAGGGGUCGGGUCUGUUAGACGGGGACGAGAGCAGCAGCGCUUCAGCAGAGAUGACCAGGAGCUGGAGGUGACAGUGACAAUGGGGCGAAUGUGUGUCUAA